Fusarium poae is the source of this 1800-nucleotide messenger RNA. RefSeq lists its product as uncharacterized. Lineage: Eukaryota; Fungi; Ascomycota; Sordariomycetes; Hypocreales; Nectriaceae. The transcript has 8 exons. Bases 1 to 1800 code for a protein of 599 amino acids. Gene Ontology annotation, molecular function: ferric-chelate reductase activity. Gene Ontology annotation, biological process: iron ion transport; intracellular iron ion homeostasis; copper ion import. Gene Ontology annotation, cellular component: plasma membrane. The record is from RefSeq and is a predicted model, not a curated record.
AUGAAGUUUGCAUCUCUGAGCUCUUUGCUCACGAUACUCUCAUUAUGCGCUCCAUCCGCCCAAGCCGAAGACAGAUCCCCCGAGGGAGUAUGUUACGACUCAUGCGCAUCGUCUCUAAAGGCGGUGCAGUUCGAUGAUAUGCUGCGCAACCAAACGAAUUUCAUGACAAAAACAUGUUAUAGCCCGAAAGCUAUUCUUUCGCUGUAUUUAUGUCUUGAUGUUUAUUGUAUGGUUGAGGCUAGAGAGGCGGGCUUGGGUCCGCUGAAUGAGACGUGUGUUAAGCAAGCGCAUAUUGUUCUACCGCCUUUUAGUAUCAUAUCGAAUUAUACUGCCGAGGACAAAGAGAGGGUACAUCGACUGGAACGAAAUGAGGUGGAAAGUUCCAUUACUUUUGGAGAGGUUGUCAUUCCUUCCAAGACUUGGUUUGGGAUCUGGUGGGACACAAUGGACUCUGUUGCAUAUACAUAUACACACCAUGAUCUAUACGGUCGUGCUAUGAUCAUAUUUUGGAUUGUAGUCAUUGCCAUUGGGGUUCUGAACCAUCUCAUGCAACAAAUCGCCAACUCACAAAUAGUUCGUGACCAUUCAAACAAAUCAGGAGGACGACUAUGGAGUCUAUAUACUUCCGCAGUGAACCGAAUUGCCGUCCCGGCCACGUUUGGAGACCGAUGUUCUCAGAAAGUUGGAUGGGGAACAGUUCCUCCAAGGAUACAGUCCCUAACGCUAUUUGCGUUUCUUAUCCUUAACAUUGUCUUGAGUAUUCAUGGAUACAGGAUUGUACCGAUCAACAUGUACUUCCCUUCCACAGCGAAACAAAUCUUCCGCUAUUUCUCCGAUAGAACAGGCAUCAUUUCCUUUGCUAAUUUUCCACUCAUCUGGCUUUUUGGCAUGAGGAAUAAUCUUCUCAUGUGGUUAACGGGUUGGGACUUUGGAACAUAUAACAACUUUCAUCGAUGGGUUGCUCGUAUCGCUACGGCCCAAGCGAUUCUUCACUCCAUCGGCUAUUCCAUCUUGGUUUACCUUGAGGGUGGCUGGGAGCAUUAUAUAUUCUGGUGGUCCUACAUGUUUUGGUGGGUUGGUGAACUUGCAACCAUUGUCAUGUCGCUACUCAUCGGGGCAUCUUUUUACUGGAUACGCCGCCAACAGUACGAACUGUUCCUCGUCGUCCAUAUCAUCAUGUCAAUCUUCCUUCUUGUCACAAUGCUCGCCCACGUCUCGAUCUUUCAAGGCGAAUACGACGUCUUUUUCUGGGUACCCUGCUUCAUCUGGGUGGCCGACCGUGUCAUACGUGCUCUCCGCAUCGCAGCUUUCAACCCCAAGCUAUGGGACACCUGGGCCACAUCCAUUUACCACCCUACUUCUAAUAUUGUUCGACUAGUCAUUCCCUGGUCGAAUAGUCUCUACAAACCAGCCCCAGGAACAUUUUAUUAUAUCCAUGUUUUGAAUGGUCCGCGCUGCUGGGAGAGUCAUCCUUUUACCGUUGCAGCUGUGACGGAUGAAGGACAGAGAGGCGCAAAGGUUCUUGGGGAGCAGGUUCCUCUUCUUGAGGGUGCUUCUGAACAAACGUCAGAUGAAAAUAUUUCACAAGAGAUGUUUUCUGAUUCAAGGACCAUGACUUUCUUGAUUCGACCUUAUGAUGGGUUUACAUCAAGACUUAGAGAUACAGCUUCGGCAGAGUGGCCAAAGAAUGCCCUCCAGCGGGUUCUCGUUGACGGACCGUACGGGCAUACUCAACCUCUUCAUCUAUUCGACAAUGUCAUCUUUGUAGUUGGAGGAGUGGCCGUCACAGGUUACGCUUAG